Talaromyces marneffei is the source of this 1284-nucleotide messenger RNA. RefSeq lists its product as uncharacterized. Bases 1 to 1284 code for a protein of 427 amino acids. The transcript is spliced from 3 exons. Lineage: Eukaryota; Fungi; Ascomycota; Eurotiomycetes; Eurotiales; Trichocomaceae. Gene Ontology annotation, biological process: DNA damage response. The record is from RefSeq and is a predicted model, not a curated record. Gene Ontology annotation, molecular function: single-stranded DNA binding.
AUGUGUGGGCGAUAUUCCCUUGGAGUGCGAAUGGCCUUUGUCCGACAGCGCAUGCAAGAACAAGGAAUGCAAAUCGACGAAGCGCCUGAGGACGACGAAAUCCGCCAAACAUACAACUUUGCUCCUGGCUACUAUGGCGCAGUAUAUCGCGCCGAUACUCCUGACCAUGGCCACGACGAGCCAUCUCAGUCAUCACAGAAUGACGAUGAAGGAGAAAACACAUCAUCUACUGCAAAGAACGCCCACCAAGCCACUACUAAGACGAAAUAUAAGCUUCAAAAAAUGCGCUGGGGUUUAAUACCCUUUUGGACAAAACGCCAACCCGACUACGGCUCCAUGAUGCGCACAAUCAACUGUCGCGACGACUCUCUGGCCGAAAAUAAGGGGAUGUGGACAUCCAUGAAGCGCAAGAAACGCUGCAUUAUAGUCUGUCAGGGAUUCUAUGAAUGGCUCAAAAAGGGGCCCGGCGGCAAAGAGAGAGUGCCGCAUUACACCAGACGCAAAGAUGGGGAUUUGAUGUAUUUUGCUGGAUUGUGGGAUUGUGUUCAAUAUGAAGGCUCCGACGAAAAGCUAUAUACAUAUACAAUCAUCACAACCGAUUCAAAUCCUUACCUCAAAUUCCUCCAUGACCGUAUGCCCAUCAUUCUCGAUCCGGGCAGCGAGCAGAUGUGGAAAUGGCUUGAUCCACAUCAAACAACAUGGACAAGAGAGCUCCAAUCAAUUCUCAAACCAUACGAGGGUGAAUUGGAAUGUUAUCCUGUAUCGAAGGAAGUGGGCAAAGUUGGGAAUGAUUCGCCAGAUUUUUUGGUGCCGGUUAAUAGUAAAGAGAAUAAGAAUAAUAUUGCCAACUUUUUUGCUAAUGCGAGCGCCAAAAAGGUGGCAGCGACGACGACGAAGAUAGAAGAGGAAUCAGAAUCAGGCAGUGGCGACAGCAGAGAGACGAUAGAUGCUGAAUGGAUAGAGGACAUGGCGCCCAAGCCCGUUCCUUCUCAGACCGAGGCUGAUAAUGAUGAAUCUUCAAUGAAGGAUCUCAAGAGAAAAUUACCUACAGACGACUCGAAACAUGAAACGAGCCCGCCCCCUACAAAAGUACAAAAGUUGCUAUCACCCGUCAAGGACAAAGAGCAAGAGCCAACCUUGCCCGGGAAUCGGAAGAUGAGAAGCGCAACCAGGAAUAAGAUUAUUGGCACAUCUUCGACGAAGUCCAAGGGUAGAGGCAAACAUGCUGCUAGUACCGCUGCCAAUAAGGGCUCGCAAAGGAUUACAGAUUUCUUCAAAAAUUGA